GCUAUUCCUGUCUUCACUGCUGCAGACAUCUUGACUCUCUGCUCUUCAGAUCCACAUACUGACUUACACCACCAGUGACACGUGAGUGUUGGAGCUGAACAGGGUGGCCCUGGUGACUGAGAUGGCAUCCUCUCUAAAGGUCCUCGGCCCUGUCUUGGCCCUGCUGUUUCCCCUAUGUGGGCUGCUUAUACGCGGCCAGAACCUUUCCUGGAGGGAAUUCAUGCAGCAGCACUACCUGAGCACAAGCUGGAAAUUCAGUGACUACAAAUGCAAUGAUCUCAUGAGGGAAAGAGGAGCUCCCAAAGACAGAAACGAUCACAUCUUCAUCUAUACCUUUUGGCACAAAAUUGAGCAUAUAUGCCUUAGGAAGUGGAGAGAUCAUCACAGAAAUGUAUACAUAUGGGCCCAGCAUCCCUUCAAGAUCCUCAGGUGCUACCAGGAGAGUGAUAAAAAGAGCUACAGAGAGCAUACCAGCUACAGCUACAUUGAAUUUCACUGUGGCACAAACGGGUAUGUCGACAGCAUAGAGGACAUCCGAUUGUUAGACAUCAAAAAUUAGAAAGUCUACUCACACCUCUAGGUUUUAGUAGCGUGUCCAUUACUCCCCAUGUGGUAGCCCAAUGCCUACGACAACAGUGCUGGCUAUUCCUUCCUCUGCACGUAUGUGCCAAAGUUUUCUAACCACCGGAGUUAUGUAUUAAACGUUUCUUGAUAUCAAAA
Suricata suricatta (meerkat) is the source of this 720-nucleotide messenger RNA. It is a transcript of the gene EDDM3B, whose product is annotated as epididymal protein 3B. The transcript has 2 exons. The coding region runs from base 122 to 559 and encodes 145 amino acids. The record is from RefSeq and is a predicted model, not a curated record. NCBI's taxonomy places the organism in Eukaryota, Metazoa, Chordata, Mammalia, Carnivora, Herpestidae.